Carica papaya (papaya) is the source of this 1380-nucleotide messenger RNA. RefSeq lists its product as uncharacterized. Gene Ontology annotation, biological process: proteolysis. The record is from RefSeq and is a predicted model, not a curated record. Gene Ontology annotation, molecular function: dipeptidyl-peptidase activity; serine-type exopeptidase activity. NCBI's taxonomy places the organism in Eukaryota, Viridiplantae, Streptophyta, Magnoliopsida, Brassicales, Caricaceae.
AUGUCUGGCUACGAUCAGCUCCCACCCGAUUUUCUUGUUUUCAAUUACACACAGACACUUGAUCAUUUCGGCUUCAAACCAGAAAGUAACAUGACCUUCAAGCAGAAAUAUAUUAUCAACUCUAAGUACUGGGGUGGUGCAAACACCACCUCGCCUAUCUUCGUCUACACGGGCGAUGAGGCUCCUAUUGAAGGAGUUGCUGCCUACGCUGGAUUUAUCGUUGAACUUGCUUCGCGCUUUAAAGCUUUCCUGCUCUAUAUUGAGCAUCGCUACUACGGUGACUCAAUGCCAUUUGGAGAUAGAUCUAAAUCAUUUCAAGAUACUAGCACCCUUGGAUACUUCACCUCCGCGCAAGCAUUAGCAGAUUAUGCACAAUUGAUAACAUGUAUUAAGAAGAAUCUUUCAGCACAAAAUUCUCCGGUAAUAGCUGUUGGAGGAUCCUACGGUGGAAUGCUCGCUUCUUGGUUCCGUCUAAAAUAUCCACACAUAGUUAUUGGGGCUUUAGCAUCUUCUGCUCCCAUCCUCUAUUUUGAAGAUAUCACACCACAUGAUGGCUACGGUGCAGUUGUCACCAAGGAUUUCAGAGAAACUAGUGAAAAUUGUUAUAGUACUAUAAGAGAGUCCUGGUUUGAAAUUGACAAAGUUGCAGCUCAAACAAAUGGUCUAAUGAACCUUAGCAAUAUCUUCGCCACGUGCAUGUCUUUAAAUUCGUCGAGACAACUCAAAAAUUUUUUAGAAUUAUCUUAUAUGAGUUCUGCUCAGUACGACAAUCCCCCGUAUGACUUAGUUGGAACUAUAUGUAGAGCAAUAGAUGGAGUACCUCAAGAAACAUAUAUUCUUGAUACAAUUGCUAAAGGACUUAAUGCUAGCUUUGGAGGAGACUCAUGCAUUUAUGUGUUUGAUCUCAAGCCAUCGAACCAAAGUGGGUGGGAAUGGCAGAAAUGUACGGAGAUGGUGAUGCCUAUUGGGUGGGGACCUAAUGACACCAUGUUUGAAGCAUAUCCUUUUGACAUUAACAACUACACCAGGGACUGCAUUCAACUUUUUGGCGUCACACCCAGGCCUAAUUGGGUUACAACAGAAUUUGGUGGCCAUGAUAUAAAAUCUGUGUUAUCAAACUUUGGAAGCAACAUAAUAUUCUCCAAUGGUCUACGAGAUCCAUACAGUUCCGGAGGAGUUUUACAAGACUUAUCUGAUAGCAUCUUGGCUAUAUAUACAAAUGAAGGUGCUCACUGUGCGGAUUUACAAACUCCUGACCCGAAUAAUGACCCUCAAUGGUUGGUUGCUCAACGAGACAAAGAGAUAAAGAUCAUAGAACUUUGGAUUGCAGAGUACAAUGCUAAACUUACCAGCAAAGUUCUUGACAACAAAGCUCCUUAG